This is a messenger RNA of Ostrinia nubilalis (European corn borer), 1662 nucleotides long. RefSeq lists its product as uncharacterized. Gene Ontology annotation, molecular function: growth factor activity. The coding region runs from base 91 to 675 and encodes 194 amino acids. The transcript has 5 exons. Gene Ontology annotation, cellular component: membrane. The record is from RefSeq and is a predicted model, not a curated record. Lineage: Eukaryota; Metazoa; Arthropoda; Insecta; Lepidoptera; Crambidae.
ACAACAGACCGCGUCCGAAGCAACACGCACGGAGUUACACGCUCGUGAUAAGUGAAUACAGUGCUCAGUGAUUACUUGAUAUUGAUAACGAUGGCCAAACUACUGUGGUUCGUGGCGUUAGUGGUGGUAGUGGAAGCUGCACAUGUACACCAUUCCAAGUUCCGGAAAGGGACGGAUGAGUACGAGUCGUCCGCUUACAAGAAAGUUCCCUGCUCUAAUGAUCACGAUCGAGAGCGAAAUGAAAUCAUGAACAAGUCAAGUUGUGGCGCCCCCAAAGAAGUUUUCGUACAUCUAGCCCCUCAAGCCACAUAUGAACAGGUGAGCCCAAGCGCGGUAUGGGUCAAACGCUGCGUCGGGCUCUGCGACCACGCCGCAUACGGCUCCCGCUGCAUGCCCACCAAAAUCGUCCAUAGGAACAUACCCGUUCGAAUAUACAACGCGAAGACCAACAAAGCAACGUGCUCCACGUACAGAGUGGAGGAGCACGAGGCCUGCGGCUGCUGCUCGGCGUCGGGCGAGAAGUGCGAGGAGAAUAGAGUGUUCAAUCCUCGUAAGUGCUCCUGUCAGUGUCCGAACAUGGAGGAGAGGCGGAGUUGCCUACGCAAGCGGAACCAGAAUUUGAGGUGGAAUCGGUCUAAGUGCGCAUGCGAGCCACGGAGGCGAGCGCUGAAGUGAGCAUCCCUGACAAACUGUGACACGGUGAAACUCAGCUCGAAGGUGAACCAAAUCUCAAGACAGUCGGUGAAGAAGACAGAAUAGGUGCCUAGUCGACAUCAAAGAUGGGAACGCGUUGUGAAAUUUUAUAGACUUUAUGUGACUAGUUUCUAAUGUUGACUGACUCGUGUGUCUUAUUUUAGCUCGUAUUAAAGAAAACACAACAGUAUUAUGUUUAGAUGUAGGCUAGCUAAUUUAUUUAUUGUAGGAUAGUGAAAAUUGGGGCCAAAAGGUGCUGUGAGUGAUCCACUUUGUUUCGUAACUUUUUGGUGUUUAAUGUAAAUAGGCAUUUGUACUUAGAUAAUGGACUCUCCAAUGUAUUUGUGAAUUAUGUAGUUGUGUAGCUGCACAUUUGUACGAUUGACAUCACUGUUCAGUAUUUAGUUAUUUUUAUACGUAUAGUUAAGUGAUCGAGCGUAAAUUUGCCUUUGCGCCAUUCCUAAAUUUGUGAUAUAGUAGGUUGUUAUUCCAUUUUCUAUAAUGUAAGGUAGGUAAGCAUUUAUCUAGUUCAAUACUUAGGUUGUAAAGUAUUUGCUACUAGUCAGACGGUUCUUUAAACUAAUGAGUGCGUCUCUAUCUUUACCGAUUGCUCUCUUUCACUAUGAUUUUAUUUUAAGUAAUACGAAUUUUAGUUAAUUUAAUUUAUUGUAAUGUCUUAUUAUUAUGUGCUCAUGAUUUUCAUGAUUGCUUAUGUCCAUGAUGCUUUGGGCAUAGUUCCUCUGUAAUUCAAGAUUUUAUUAAUACUAUGGGACUUAGUCUAUAGUGCCAAAGGCAUCGAAUCUCAUAGGUUUUAAUAUUUCCUAUUAUUUUAACUUAUUUAGUAUUAAUUAAGCUUAAGAAGCUUUAAGUGAUGAAAUCACGACAUUUCGAUUAUUUACUGUAUUUAUGUCGAAUAUUAUCUCAAUUUAGAAAACAGCUGAAUAAUAAAAUUCAUACUUAUUUUUAUAA